Molecule: messenger RNA, 279 nt
Organism: Dicrocoelium dendriticum
Lineage: Eukaryota; Metazoa; Platyhelminthes; Trematoda; Plagiorchiida; Dicrocoeliidae
Source: the annotation of a GenBank genome assembly
AUGCGGGUAUUGACAGAAGUGUUCACUAGAAUGUGCCUUUCCAGGAGAACAUCUUCCAGGUCGCGUGUGUUGUUAAAUGUUACUCGCAGUAACCGAGGUUCCCCCAUGUGCGUAGAUGAUGGGUUUCCUAAAAGGCGGGUAAGAUUAUUUGGGAGAGCCUUCAGUCCGAGAAGGCAACUUAUCUUAGCCCAUCGGUUUUACUCCUCGGGUUUUCUACCUUUUAACAAUUCGCUAGUGGGUUUUGGAACGUUUGAACACGACCGUCAUCACCUUUGGGUU